AUGUCUAAACACAAAAGCUUGGAACAUUUGGAAAUGUGGUAUGAAUGCAUGGUCGGUGACAAGCAAAAUACCUCUUUCCUCAAGUACACGAUAUCUUUAGUUCAAUUAAUGCUAAGACUUGUCAAAUAUUUAAUUUAUAACAAGUAUCAAUAUUUUAUAGAAAAAUCAGGCGACACUCUAGAUGACAUCUGGAUGGCUGGUGUGGGAGUCGCUCGCAGCCCUCCACAAAAGUUGAAUAGUGUUAGUUCUGGUACAUUUCAGAUAAGCAUAGGUAUUUACCGUAUGUUGGAGAGUUCAAAGUUGAUUAUACGAUUUAUCUUUACUGUUUCAACCGCGCUUAUGGAGGGAAGAAAAGUGGAUUCUUUGACGGAUGGACGCUUAUUAAAUGAUGGUUUAGAGAAGAGGUUUAAUGAAAUUCUUUGUAGCCAAGAUUACGUUCAGAGGGACGUAAAGCGAGAUUAUCCCGAUAAUAAAUUAAAAAAUAGUUUCCAUGACGACAAUAACCUCUCGAAGAAGUCAAUUAAAAGGUACUUCGAUCCUGAUUGA
This is a messenger RNA of Trichoplax adhaerens, 546 nucleotides long. RefSeq lists its product as uncharacterized. The transcript has 5 exons. NCBI's taxonomy places the organism in Eukaryota, Metazoa, Placozoa, Uniplacotomia, Trichoplacea, Trichoplacidae. The coding region runs from base 1 to 546 and encodes 181 amino acids. The record is from RefSeq and is a predicted model, not a curated record.